AUGGAUGAGGUGGAGCAGAUCCAGGAGGCAAUCCAGCAGCUCGUGGACCGCCGGAGGAGAAGGAGGAACGAAGGCAGAGCGGCCUCCGAGCUCGACGAGGAAGAAGAAGACCGCCUCCUCUCCGAUUUGCUGUCCCAGGUCUCUAGAACACCAGAACGAGAUUUACGGGAUCAGACGGCGGCUUUCUCCGAUUUCCCCUCUCUUUUCCUCUCGUCGUUCGAGUUCCGAUUCUUCCCGACUCCAUUUCAACUCGUCUCUCUGUAUUUCUUCAAUCGAAGUCGUGUUUCCUCCUGAAGCAGAUGGAUUCCGGAGACGAAGCUUUUCACCUAGAUGAUGAGAACUCGAUGAUUUCUACUACUGUCUGUCAAUCAAUAGCAGUUACGAUAAGAUAUCGAUCAGGAACAGCGUAUCCGCCAUCACAAGAAAUAUAUAUCCUCCUCCUGGCUGUCCAUCCCGCCACCAAUAGAGACUGGAUUCACCAGGCUCUUUCUAUCCUAGGCUGGUGGAUCCUGGUCAGCAGAGCAUUCCAUUUUUUCCAUUAAACGUCGUGUUUUCCGGUAUUGUAUGAUCCGGUCCGCAAGAAUUCACCAAGAAAUUCCAGAUAUCGUAUGAUCCACGAGCUGUUUCCGUCUUCGAUACUCACCUAAUCAGCCAUGAAUUCAUCGCCGAUGUCUGAUUCCUUGAGAAUGCGAACUGUAAACUCUAAGCAUGAACUCAUUCGUGCUUUGCAACAGCUGGCCUCCUUGAAGGUCCCAUCUGCAGCGGAGGCGGACAAACGAGGAGCCGAUGAUGAUCUGGCGAGCGAGCUCAGGAAGCUGAGGAGACAAAACACCAUCACCCACUGCCUCUUGUCCGCCAUGAUCGUCGUCACCGCCGCUUGGCAGCUCUCGGCGGCCUCCCUUCUGCUCAGUCUCAAGAGCGGGCUCACCAAUCCAUUCAAGACCGCUGUAAGCCUGAUCGGGAGCGUUCUAAAGGGAGGAGGAGGAGGGGACCUGCAGGAGUUGCAGAGGCUAUCUUCCAACUCAAAUCACCAACAGCUCGAAGGGCCCUCCUCCGCCCCCCAGCUCAGCCUUCCAGAGCUCCCAGCCAUAAGCUUGCCAUCUCUGGCAGGGGAUUCUUGA
Molecule: messenger RNA, 1121 nt
Organism: Spirodela intermedia
Lineage: Eukaryota; Viridiplantae; Streptophyta; Magnoliopsida; Alismatales; Araceae
Source: the annotation of a GenBank genome assembly